Molecule: messenger RNA, 2800 nt
Organism: Ananas comosus (pineapple)
Lineage: Eukaryota; Viridiplantae; Streptophyta; Magnoliopsida; Poales; Bromeliaceae
Product: NAC domain-containing protein 53-like
Exons: 5
Coding region: 282-2216 (644 amino acids)
Biological process (GO): regulation of DNA-templated transcription
Molecular function (GO): DNA binding
Source: RefSeq, a predicted model, not a curated record
UAUUAUCCGACGAUGUAGCUUCUCUCGUAGAACUUUCUCGAAAGUAAUGAAUGGUCGAAUUUCACAAGCAAGCAUAUUUUUCCCAUGCGAGCUCACUUUCCCUUCUCCUCUGAAACCCUCUCCUCAUCUCAUCUCGAUGUCGACACCCCUAAUUCCCCAAAUCGUGCGAAAAAUCUAAGCCCUCCCUAAUUCCAUCUCCCAUUCACCUCAACCCCCCUUCUUCGUCGUCGUCGUCGUCGUCGUCGUCGUCGUCGUCGUCGAUCACCCUUGUCAAACCCUAGAUGAGCGGCGGCGGUGCCGUCCCCUCCUCCGAUGCCUCACCGCCCUCGGUGCCCCUCGCGCCGGGGUUCCGGUUCCACCCUACCGACGAGGAGCUCGUCAUCUACUACCUCAAGCGCCGGAUCUUAGGCCGAUCCCUCCGCGUCGACGCCAUCGCCGAGAUCGACCUCUACAAGUGCGAGCCGUGGGACCUCCCCGCGCGGUCCCGGAUCCGGAGCCGCGACACGGAGUGGUACUUCUUCAGCACCCUCGAUCGCAAGUACGCCAACAAGUCCCGCACCAACCGCGCCACGGCGAUGGGGUAUUGGAAGACCACGGGGAAGGACCGCGAGGUGCGCCACGGAUCCCGCGUGGUGGGGAUGAAGAAAACCCUAGUGUUCCACGCCGGUCGCGCUCCCCGCGGCGACAGGACCAAUUGGGUCAUGCACGAGUAUCGCCUCGAGGGCGAGGAGAUCGCCAACGCCGCGGUCUCACAGGAUUCGUUUGUGGUAUGCAGGGUCUUCCAGAAGAGUGGGUCUGGGCCGCAGAACGGUGCUCAAUACGGGGCACCAUUCGUUGAGGGGGAGUGGGCGGAGGAGACGGAUACUGUGGCUCUUGAGGUUAAUGAUGGCGAGAAGGAAGAGUACCUGCAGAUGAAUGACUUUUCACAGAUCCAGGAUCAGGUUAAUCAACAUGACACUCUUCCUGGUUCAGCACCAAGUUCAAUCGAAUCAGAUGAUAGCAGCCAUGUAGAUGAUCCUGUUGGUUUAACCGAGGUGGUGAAGACCGAACCAAAUAUUAUUGACGACAUGAUUGAAUAUUAUGAACUUGAACAGAAGAACUCCUUGGAACUCAAUAACAAUGCCGAAGAACGCGCCAUUGUGACAGAAUCAUCUUCAAGUCCUUGCCAGAAUGGUCAAUAUGUGGAGCUGAAUGAUCUUAAAGAUGUCGUGAAUUUGGAUUUCCCUCAUAGUGAUGAUUCCACUACUUGGCCUUUAAAAACAUGCUAUAAGCAGAAUUUUAUGAAUGGAAUAGAUAGUGGAAGUAACUUGCAAGAAAUACUUGAUGUGGAGGAGUUCUUUGAUACCAUGAAUGAAGACAGUGAUAGCCAAGAACCAACUGUGUUGUGUGACAACUCUUAUCUGGCUACUAAUUUUUAUUCUAGUGAGCAGGGCAAUGAGAACAUGGUGUUUUACGAUGCAUCGAGCGAUGACCCUGCAAAUGGAAAGGAUGAAUUCGUACAUCCGAAUGGACCUCUGCCCACACCCAUUUCUAGUUCAUCUGGGUUUGAUAUGGUGGAUGAAUUAUUGACAUAUUUUGAUACCACAGAAAAUAUGUUGGGUUCUGUAGACAACUUAGAGGCUACUGAUGCUUACCUUCCGAACCUGUCAAACUUCACGCAACAGGUUGAUGCUACAUGUAAUGCAACUUCAAUGGUUUUAGAAGCAAAUGAUCAAUGUGGCGCAUCCUCAUCUGCUGGGCCAUCUGAUGCUAUUAAUAAAUUAAAUGAAAAAACCAAGGAUCUCACACCUGUGUCAGAUAUUUCAAUGGAUGAUAUUGGGGAUAAAUCUAUUAGGAAGCAUCUUGUGCAUAUGCUGGGGUCGAUAUCCGCACCCCCUGCUCUUGCCGAAGAAUUUUGUGCUGGGCCAGGAAAAUCCAUUGUGCCUAUCUCUGCAGCCCAUUCAGCUAGCUCCUCGGUCCAUGUCACUGCAGGUAUUAUUCAAAUAGGUGGUCUGACAUUCUCAGGCAACACACCGAAGAAUGGAGAUUACGGCUUCCUCAUUUCGUAUAGCAUUGAUGGUAAUCUACCAACAAAAUCGGUAGAAUAUGAUCCAAUUACAAAGAUGAAUGGCAGUGCGAUCGCAACGAUUUUCCAUAGUGGGUUUUAUCUUUUCUUCCUCUCCACACUGAUCCUUGCAGUAAGCUAUAAGUUAGGGGUUUGUUUCUAUAACAGGUAAGUUGAUACCAUCUUAAUUAUUUACUAUUCAUAGGACUUAAACAAGAAUUAGAUAUAAGCUCUUCUCGAGAUACACGAACUCAUUACUGGUUUGUGGAAUUGCAUAUUUUAGCAUAGAUCUAAAGCCAGGUUUGUAUUAAGCUCAUCUCAGAUACUCUCUCGUGAGCUGUUAUCAACUUAUCAUCACUCUAGCGCAUGUUUAUAGGGGCUAAGAAAUUGGAGAAUGCAUUUACACUGGCUCAGGAAAUAAUGGUUGUAAACUGAGGAUAUCAAAUUGCAGCCUCUGGAUGAAUACGAACUUGAAAUGAUCUCGUGACAAAUUGGAUAUCUGUUUAUUGUGCCAGGGAACUAAUUGCAUUUGUACUUAUUUAAGCCAACGUUUCACUACAAGAAAAUAGCUAGGUUUCCCGUAAUCUAAUAAUUCAAUUGCUGGAAAUUAGUUGAUUUUCUCAAUGUUGACGGUUGUUUCGCUUCAUUGGUUGUACUUAUUUUGUUUAACAUUAAGGGAGAUGUCUCAUUUUCAUAUACAAUGUGAAAUAUGCGCAUGGUCCUCCCAAAUUUUAAUCACAAAUGCAUUCAAAAUUA